AAGAACAACUCAAUACUAGCACUAGUGGUCAUGGUCAUUAUCAAUCCAUUAAAUGAACAAGCCAAAUAAUAACGAAACUAAUACCUUUGCGUAUCAUCAGUCAUUCUGCCACAACAGCAGCGUCUCUGUGGCAACUGAAGAAUGAGAGUAUACAGUCAUACACAUGAGCAUGUAUAUACACAAAACAGGAAUCGGGUCAUGAGGUACGUACCGCUCGACAAAGCGACCACAAGGCAAUUGAAAAAUCGAUAGGACGAUUUCUUUUCCCUUGUAAACAGAAAGUUCCCACGGAAAGUGUCCCAGUUCUCACCCACUGACCGACCGACCGACCGACCACCUAGGUUGCGCGAACACGAGCUAGUUGACGGAUAAAAAACGGAAGAGCACCGAGAGACAAACCAGAGAGCCGCAAGGUUAGCGAACGUUUAAAGGAUUAACAUAUCACUCAGCCAAGACAAAAGAUGUGAGACAGGAAGCCAAUACGAUGGUGAUAAGAGAAGAAAAAGUUGCAUUACGUUGGAAAAGUGCCUCAGGCCAGCAUUGAUCGGUGAACGGAUUUUUCACGCACACGUUGUGCAACUAUGGCUUGAGUGAAUUCACGUUUAGAGCUUGUACGAACUCUAACAUCAAGCAAGUGUACAAGUAGUAACGAUAUUUGUAUUAUUUGUAGUUGUACGAGGUAAGUCGUGGAAACUAGAUGUAACAUUGUGAGCGAGAAUAUGCACGACUAUGUUGAGGAUGGUCUGAAGCCUUGUAUAACGUUUCCCUGUGCUUCGCUGUGUGCAGUCGUUUUAGGCAGGGACAAAUCUUGGCGAAAUCUUCUGAAUGAGUAUGCCCUCAACCGCUGUGAAGAUAUUAUGCACCCCCCGGCGCCGUUAUCACCGCGGAACUACUACAAGUAUGCUCCAGUGACGCCACUCGAGGCCAAUAGAUCAUUUCAUUCGCGGAGGACGUGUUCACCUUUUUCCUACGGUAUUCACCCGAACAGUCCGGUUUUGCAAAAACGAAAGUUGCUCGCUGAAGGAUCGUACGUUACCGAGGGCGUUGGCAGGAGACCUCCGGAAGAAAAGGAUUAUCGGAUUCCAGAACCUGAAUACGACUACUCUCCAGCAAGCUGGCUCGAGUGGAAAAAGCACGUCUUGGCUCAAAAGCACAGCGUUGAAGAUCGACAAUCGACUAAGCGCAGACAGGAAGAUCAGCUCCUAAUCGAGCUGAAAUACUCACUGGAUCAAGACACAACAAGCACCGCUGGAAAACCUGUGGUAACCGUCAUCAAGAAGGACGAAACCAUGACACGCAAGGCCGUACAACCUGUGCGACACGUAUCGGAUACGAUGCCGUUCCUCCAACGUGCAGCAAUCUCCCCUUCAUUGCCACACUCACCUCGUUCUCCAGGGUCCCCUUACGCACAGCACUCGCCAAAAUCAGCGCUUCGACGACAGCCAUCUCUUCCUACACGGGCCAUGAUCUCCGGGUUCGAACACGAAGAUUACUCCCACGAACGCGAACAAGAGUUCCAACGGCCAGCCACCCCCACAAGAAUGAUCGUUCCUGAGAUUGUGCGUCAGAUGAAUGAGAUCUCCGAGAAGCAGAAACGGGAAUUAGAACGAACUGAGUCCCUGCGACAGCGAACCCGAGCUUAUACGCCGCCGCCUUCUCGACGCUCGAAAUCAAAGAGCCCAGUUCCAGUUCGAUCUGUGUCACCGGUCCGCUACGUGCAGAGAUCGUCGUCCCCCCAUGCCAUUGCUACACUGCAAGCUGUUAACGAAUCGUUACGAAAAACAGCUAAACAUCUAUCAGUAUCCAACGAAAAGCUUCAUAGGUUUACUCCGGAAAGAGUAUCUCCACCAAGGACAAUCACGCCCGUGGUGUCCGAGUCACUAACCAUGCCGUCCUCCGUCUCUUCGGCCCACUGGUACCAACCGGAUAUGACCCGUGACGCAGCCGUUGGCCACCUAAAGGACAAACAACCAGGUACAUUUAUCGUACGGAAUUCGACGAGCUACCCUGGAGCAUACGGACUUGCCAUGAAAGUUCCUGACAGAGGAGAACACACGAGCCCCGAGGAACUUGUUCGACACUUUUUGAUAGAGCCAGCCCCUGGCGGAGUAAGGGUGCGCGGUUCUGAUAUUGAGUCCGUGUUCAGUUCAUUGAAUGCCCUGGUAUACCAGCAUAGCCUACAGGCACUGUCACUCCCACACCGCCUUUUAUUAACCGAGCCUCCGAUCGAGCCAAAGAGCGCAGAUAAACUGUUACAAUCGUUGGCUGGUCUGGUACCCGAUUACAACCAUGGUGUGGCAUUCACGGUAUUGUACCUCGGUUGCCACAAGAUCGGCAUGCUAACAGGCCCUCACGCAGUCAAAAACGCUUUUGACCACCUCUUUGCCCAGCGUUCGGAGAAGGCUAUUACGAUCGCAGCCGUCAUCAUGAAAGUCAGCGGAGAGGGAAUUACGCUGACGGAUCACGAGAGACGGCUGUUCUUCCGUAUGCAUUUCCCCAUGAAGAAUUUUCGGUUUUGCGAUAUGGACCCGGCGCAUCGCCAUUGGGAGUAUCAAGACGAGUUUACCGGAGACCUACGUGCUCCCAGUUGUUUCGGACUCAUCUGCGCUUCAGCAACCGAUCCCCUCGAGAACGAGUGUCACAUGUUUGCCGAAUUUGAACAGCCCGCCAGUCUCUUAGUCGAAGAGAUCAAUAAGUAAAACGAAUGAUUUCGGUGAGAGCUUGGCGAAUGCUGCAGUUACAGGACUCUAUUUAGAGCUAAUUAAUGGCAGCGGCCACGUACGAACCCCGGUAGUAGAAGGCCCGUGUUUUUGUUGUUGCAAUAACAUGAACCACUACCACUAGCCGUUCUGUUCGCUGCUAUCGAAAUAGGCUAAAGUCUCUCUAAAUGUUAUGGCUAAUGUAAAUGGCUAAAUGUUUUCUACGUAGAACUGUUACAGCCAUGCCCGCGUCCCAACGGGAUGAGCUGACUAUGUAUUACACAUGUAAACCUUCUCAGUCAGAAGGUAUUUGAAACUGCCAAACGGACUAAUUGUCAUAAUAAUACUAUUGAAUUUAACUAUGUAUAACAUCGUAACAUUUUAUAUAGCAGAUCCUAUAAAUAUUAUGCAAUACAAAAGAAAGCUCUCGGAAGGCUGUGGGUCGAACCUGUGUUUGGGCUUUGCGAUUCGAGCGUAUACGAUCAGUGACCUAAAACGAGCAGCACAAGAUUGCCUCUACCUAUUUCGCAGAUGUGGCAUUAUAGCCAUACAGUAGGAUAUUGUAAGAUAUUUGACUUUCUCUCCCACGUAUGUUUAAGUAUGUUACGCCCGUACACGCAUUUAGUCAAGCUUAUCGUGCAAACUCUAAUAAGCCGCUAUUGAACAGCUGUUAAGCUCGCCGCAGAGACAUAGAGGGCUAGCACGGGAUGCCGUCUUUAUUUGUCAUCUAAUUUAAGGGUAUCGAACUUAAUAACAAAAUUAUUGUCGAUGUUUUAUAGGGAGCGAUUCAACGCCAGUCAGAUCUGCAUGAGUGUCUUUGUUUAGAUAGAUCUAAUCCUAUGCACGCGUUUAAUUCAAGAACCCUAACGUUCAUCGUUCAUUUAGUUUAAAUACACAAAUGAGAUAUUCCUGACAUUAUUUAUUACGCUGGCUAGUUAUUUUUUACCGGUCAACCAAGCUGUUGUUGUUUGUUCCGACUGGGGCGGAACUCGAACGUUCGAUUAUGUUAUACUUUUGAGCUAAGGAAAGAGAAGAAUACCCUUUUUACGGACGUUUCUACGAUUCAUCAACGACUACAUGGCAUACUUAUCGAUGUAUCGGAUAGCUCGCUCUGAUUACCUGGAUUUCAGUCUUCCGGACCGAGCUGUCUGAAGCUUUUCAGAUGACGGAAUUGAACGACGAACCCUUUUGAACAGGGUAAUCCGGGAUGUAAGAGAGAUGUGAAAAAGAUACGAAAUUUCGAAUUACGAACAUUACCAUACGAGAAAAGACUACAAGGUAAUGUUACUUUUAUCAAUACUUGGCUUUUGAUUACGACCACGGGUACAUGCAAGCUCACUAAAGAUUGAGAUUUAACAAAAAUCUCAUGACACCAAAGCAUUUACCAAAGAGGAAAGCAAAUUAGCAAUAUAAUAAAUGAACGAUGUUAAAGAGAAACAGACUAAUAAAUUUUUGAAGACGUCAAA
Messenger RNA from Varroa destructor (honeybee mite), 4165 nucleotides. Its product is annotated as tensin-2-like. The record is from RefSeq and is a predicted model, not a curated record. Gene Ontology annotation, cellular component: focal adhesion. Lineage: Eukaryota; Metazoa; Arthropoda; Arachnida; Mesostigmata; Varroidae. Gene Ontology annotation, molecular function: protein binding.